This is a messenger RNA of Ophidiomyces ophidiicola, 3657 nucleotides long. Its product is annotated as plasma membrane calcium. Gene Ontology annotation, molecular function: P-type calcium transporter activity; ATP binding; ATP hydrolysis activity. Gene Ontology annotation, cellular component: intracellular membrane-bounded organelle; membrane. The record is from RefSeq and is a predicted model, not a curated record. NCBI's taxonomy places the organism in Eukaryota, Fungi, Ascomycota, Eurotiomycetes, Onygenales, Onygenaceae. Gene Ontology annotation, biological process: calcium ion transmembrane transport; intracellular calcium ion homeostasis. The coding region runs from base 1 to 3657 and encodes 1218 amino acids. The transcript is spliced from 6 exons.
AUGGCCAAUACCAACCGACUCCAGGCCCCUCAGAUCUUUGUUGACACCACACAAUCGGGCUCGUCUUCGUCGCUAGCAGAUGGCAACCUUUCUCCUGACAGGCCCUUCACGAGCAAUGGCAGCUUUCUCACUGCCCGCUCUCCCGUGUCUAUGGACGGGGAGACCCUUCGUUCGCGGGCGAACUCCUUCAAUUCUAAUGUAGAAACGCUGAGAUCUCGGUCUAAUUCUACCACCCAUGGAGAUCCAGACCAUUUACCAUACGACGACGUGCCGCUAUCAGAAGCAUUGAAGCCCGAUCAGCGAAAUGAGAAGGACUUCGAAGUCGAAAACAAUCCUUUCGCAUUCACUCCUGGACACCUCAAUAAAAUGCUCAACCCGAAGUCACUGGCUGCUUUUCGAGCACUUGGAGGUCCCCAAGGUCUAGAACGUGGUCUUCGAACAGACCUAAUUGCCGGAUUAUCGAUCGACGAGGACAAACUACAAGGGACUAUCACUUUCGAUGAUGCCACUAAGCACGAUACGAAGAAGGAUAAUUAUGGAGAUGCCGGCCCCUCCGAUGCAAGCCACUCCGCUGCCUCGACCGGCGACAGCAAGUUUUCCGAUCGUAUUCGUGUUUUCGAGCAAAAUCGCCUUCCAGAAAGAAAGGCCGAUGGUUUUUUUGUUUUGUUAUGGAGAGCAUACAACGAUAAGAUCAUUAUCUUACUGACAAUUGCCGCGGUCGUUUCUUUGUCUCUUGGAAUAUAUGAGACCUUCAGUGGUGGCUCUAGUGUUGAGUGGAUUGAAGGUGUCGCCAUCUGCGUUGCUAUCUUGAUCGUUACAAUCGUUACUGCUGCCAACGAUUGGCAAAAGGAAAGACAGUUCAUGAAGUUAAAUCGCCGGAAAAACGACCGCGAAGUCAAAGCACUUCGGUCUGGGAAAUCGGUCAUGAUAUCCGUUUUUGAUAUCACUGUUGGUGAUAUCUUACAUCUAGAGCCUGGAGAUGCCAUUCCAGCGGACGGAAUAUUUCUUACCGGGCACGGAGUAAAAUGCGACGAAUCAUCGGCGACCGGGGAAUCCGAUCAAAUGAAGAAGACUGGUGCCCUUGAGGUUUGGCAGCGAAUGGAGAAUGGCACUGCGACCAAGAAGCUUGACCCAUUUAUCCUCUCUGGAAGUAAGGUACUCGAGGGUGUUGGGACUUUUCUUGUCACCAGUGUCGGCCCUAAUUCUACCUACGGCAAGAUCAUGAUGUCCUUGCAGACGUCUAACGACCCUACACCUCUACAAGUCAAGCUAGGACACCUUGCAAACUGGAUUGGCGGCCUGGGUACAGCUGCUGCUCUUGUAUUGUUUUUCGUUCUCCUAAUCCGCUUCCUGGCACACUUGCCUACCAACCCUGGCACACCAGCAGUCAAGGGUAAAGAGUUCAUGGAGGUCAUGAUUGUCGCAAUUACUGUGAUUGUCGUUGCAAUUCCAGAGGGUCUCCCUUUGGCAGUUACUCUUGCACUUGCUUUUGCCACAACUCGAAUGGUAAAGGAAAACAACCUUGUUCGAAUCCUUCGCGCUUGUGAGACCAUGGGAAAUGCUACUGUAAUUUGUUCCGACAAAACCGGUACCUUAACUCAAAACAAAAUGACGGUUGUUGCCGCAACUUUGGGCAUCAACCAUAGCCUCGACGGAACAACUGAUCAAGAUGGGAGUGGCCCGUCGACCAUGUCGAAGAAGCUCGCAGAAGUCUCGUCGUCUGUUAGAGAUCUUGUUGUGAAGGCAAUCGCUCUAAAUUCCACUGCAUUUGAAGGCGAGGAAAAUGGACAGCGCACGUUUAUCGGAAGCAAGACGGAAGUUGCUAUGUUACAACUCGCCCAUGAUCACCUAGGGAUGAAGCUUGCUGAAGAGCGGGCGAACUCCGAUGUCGUUCAACUAGUCCCAUUCGACUCCGCUCGAAAAUGCAUGGGCGUUGUUCUCCGUCAACACGACGGAACAUACCGACUACAUGUCAAAGGUGCUGCGGAAAUGAUGUUGGCAAAAGCUUCCAAAAUCAUUGCCAACUUGCCUCAAGACACCUUUAGCCAAGAUUCAUUGCCCGAAGAUGCCAAGAACACCGUUCUUGACUUAAUCAACUCCUAUUCACAGCGAUCUCUCCGUACCAUCGGAAUGGUAUAUAAGGAUUUCGAAGCUUGGCCACCGCAUGGUGCAAAAACUAUGGAAGAUGACAAGGGCAUGGCUGACUUUGACGACAUUUUCCAUAAUAUGACUUGGAUUGGUGCUGUUGGAAUUCAAGACCCGUUGCGCCCGGAGGUCCCUGGUGCAAUUCAGAAAUGCAACACCGCUGGAGUGGCAGUCAAGAUGGUUACUGGUGAUAACAUGACCACUGCCGUUGCUAUUGCGAGAGAAUGCGGUAUCAAAACUGAUGAUGGAAUCGCAAUGGAAGGCCCCAAGUUUCGCCAGCUCUCUAAUGAAGAGAUGGACAAUAUCUUGCCCAAGCUGCAAGUUCUCGCACGCUCAUCUCCUGAAGAUAAGCGUAUCCUUGUCGCCCGUCUUAAGCAUCUUGGAGAAACUGUUGCCGUCACUGGUGACGGCACAAACGACGGCCCAGCACUCAAAACCGCAGAUGUUGGCUUUUCCAUGGGUAUUGCGGGAACAGAGGUUGCCAAAGAGGCCAGCUCCAUUAUUCUUUUAGAUGACAACUUCAAGUCUAUUGUGACCGCCAUUUGCUGGGGCCGCGCCGUCAACGACGCUGUCGCUCGAUUCCUCCAGUUUCAGAUCACUGUUAACAUCACCGCUGUGUGCUUGACAUUCGUUUCCGCUGUUUCUAACACUAACAACAAGAGUGUGCUCAACGCCGUCCAGCUGUUAUGGGUCAACCUUAUCAUGGAUACCUUUGCCGCUCUUGCCCUUGCCACCGAUGCGCCAACCGAAAAGAUAUUGGAUCGAAAACCAUCGCCAAAAUCCGCAUCGCUCUUUACUAUGACAAUGUGGAAGAUGAUUGUCGGGCAGAGCAUUUACCAGCUUGCUAUCACUUUCACACUCUACUUCGCCGGUGCUAGAAUCCUAAACUACGACGUCGUCAACCAUCCUGCAUUACAAAAGGAGCUGGACACUAUCAUUUUCAACACCUUUGUUUGGAUGCAAAUAUUCAACGAGUUCAACAAUCGGCGACUUGAUAACAAAUUCAAUAUCUUUGAGGGCAUGUUGAAGAAUUACUGGUUCAUUGGUAUCAAUGUGCUCAUGGUCGGCGGUCAAGUCAUGAUUAUUUUUGUUGGAGGCAUUGCUAUCGGUGUCGUACGUCUUGAUGGCAUCCAAUGGGUCAUCUGCAUUCUCUGUGCAAUCUUCUGUCUCCCGUGGGCCAUUGUCCUUCGCAGUAUCCCCGAUCGAUAUUUCGCAGUUCUUUUCAACGGUACGCUCAGCGCCGUUGCCUUCGUUUGGAAACCGUUCGCAAAGUGCAUGUCUGUUAUUUUCGCCCCAGUUGGAAAAGUUUUUGCUGCUAUGUGGUCCCCAAUCCGGCGAUUUAGCUCACGCAUCAAGUCCAAAGCUGCAAAAAAGAAGGACAAAUCGCCGGAGCAGGUGGAGAUCCAAAAAGUUGAUGUGGAGGCUCCAACGUCAGAGGUGACUGGCGCGAAGCAGAGUCCGGUUCCUCAACAUGCCAAUUUGCCGCCAAUUACUCUGACCGCGCCGAGCUAA